Molecule: messenger RNA, 396 nt
Organism: Drosophila busckii
Lineage: Eukaryota; Metazoa; Arthropoda; Insecta; Diptera; Drosophilidae
Product: maker216
Exons: 2
Coding region: 21-368 (115 amino acids)
Source: RefSeq, a predicted model, not a curated record
ACAGUUGCUUGUUAAACGUCAUGGGAUACUCUACGCUGAAAUUAUUGCUGUUGAUUGCAUUGGCAAUAACUGUAACUGCAGACGAUACGUGUCCAAGUCAAAGCAGCAAGCAGCGUAAAGCUCCUGAAGCAAAGCCAGUAAAUGAGCAUAAGCAACUAAAUGAAGCACAACCAAAACAACAGGAUAAGCAAGUAAAUGAAGAUAAGCAGAAAGACGCAGAGAAGCUACAAAAUGAGGAAAAGCAGGACAGUGAAGAAAAGCCACAAACGAAUAUUAUGAGCAGCAUUAGCUCAGUAAUAUUUCCAGUUUUAAAGAUCCUAUGGCUAGCAAUUAAGGAAUUUUUUUUACAUUAUUUUAGAAGCGUUUAAAACAUUUAAAAUGUAAAGGUUCAAAAUG